ACAAAUCUCACAAAUUUCUUUCCCAGACGUUUGCGAAUUCGCUUUUCUCAGCAAGCGUUUCUCGGAGUUAGAUUUAUGUAAGAGGGAAUCUGCAGUGCGCCGUAUUGCACACACACGCGACCCGACUUUCUCAUCUUUGGGUAAUUAGUCAGUUUGGAUUAGCGUUCGAGACGUUGGAUAACUGGAAAAUGCAUAUACGACGUUAAUCGACUACGGCGGAUCUGAUAUUCUCAUUUAUAAACCGUUAUUUAUCCGGCGGCGUCAAUGGAGGAACCUCUGCCGGAGGCAGUCACUCUUCCGAACAUGAACUUGGAUGCGGGACCGGGGCAGACGUGCGCUACCUCCUCCUACAGCUACGGAAUGGGACGGUUUUUUCAAAGACCCAGUGCGUUCGAUUGCAUGCAGGGGCCGACGUCGGCGACGGGUGUUUCCGGUUUAGGGGCCGGCCCCUAUUCGUACCCGUCAUACCACCACAAUGACUGGGGACUGAUGCACGGGCAUUAUUCGCACGGAUUUAACCUGAAUAGACCAAUCGGAAUUAAUAACCUUAACAAUUUAAGCACCAGUCAUACAUCUUCCGGAUUUCUUAACAAUUUGAACAGUUUUUCUAUGCAAAGUAAUGCGCAUGCUCGGGAUUACAGUGGCGCGUUCUCGGCGAUAGGGAGUAACGCGGCGACGUCGGCGUUUUCGAACGCGGGUCACGUGACGUCCCAAGGGGCCGCCACUUCCGGUUUGGGGUCCCUCUGCAACUCGGAAGUGUACCGUGGUCAGUGCCCCUCGCCCGAUUGUCAGAGUCAGGACUCUACCGGAAGCGAGUCGCCAUGUUUGACAACGAUGGACCCAGUGGAUAAAUUGGAUAACAAAAAUAAAGACCCCUACAAACUCGACCUGUCGGUGAAGCCCCGGAAGGAACGAACGGCGUUCACGAAGCAUCAGAUCCGGGAGCUGGAAAAGGAGUUCAACCUCCACAACUACCUCACUCGCCUGCGCAGAUACGAGAUCGCCGUAGCGCUGGACCUCACCGAGCGACAGGUCAAGGUGUGGUUCCAGAACAGACGGAUGAAAUGGAAACGGGUCAAGGGCACAAAACUCGCCAAGGACAAAGUGGAUGGUCACGUGAAGCCCAUCAUGGCCCCAAACGUCUCGUCCACAGACUCAAGUGAUGACGUCAUAAAUGACGUCAUGCCCGACUCCUGACGUCACGACGUUUGUGUUAUAAGACAUGGGAUUCAAGCGUAGUUUGUUACUAGUAAGAAUGUGACUUCAACAUCGUCAUGUAAGCUUCCUGACGGUAUGAUGACGUCAUUUGAAAACAAAAACACCAUCACACGCCAUAUGAAGAAAGAAUCAAUGUUUGAUGGUUAAGUCAGCAAUGCGUCAUGCAAGUUUACUGAAGCCAUGAUGUUUAAACAAUCUACGGUAUCGGAACAUAACUCUUAAAGUUGUAUGGAAACACAAUCGAAUUUUUAACAUAGUCGUUUCCGCAACAAGUUGCAUUUUCAAAUCAUAGCAAGUGAACUCAUUCAAAAUGUUAUGCCAUGACGUCAAUACGUCUUUAUUGGAUGUGGAUUUUUAACAUAGUUCUUUAAAAGUUGCGUUGAGUGAAGAGGAAUGUCUGUUUCAAAAAGACAGUGUAACAAAAGUGUAAAGUAAUAAAUAACGCUUUUUCAGAUUCCUUACUUUAUGACGUCUUAAUUAAGUCAAUUCAUUUUCACAAGGAUGGUUACAUGAUCAAAAACGUCAUAUCCGAUUCUAUGACGUCUUCACGUGAUAAGGAAUCUGAAAAUUGUUCAAAAUAAGCGAAGAAAGAAUCGGGCUCUCAUAAUAUCUGGGGCAGGAUCAAUAGGGUUCACAGGGGUAGACAAAAUGUAAACACGCCGUUAAGAACUUUAUUUUUGCAAAUAUCUCAAGUUAUUGAAAUCCAUUUUGCAAAUAUCUCAAGUUAUUGAAAUACAUUUGCUAAAAUCUUUAGUGCAUGACAGACAGUUUUUCAGUUUGUGUCGAUAUAAUAAGAUUUAAGGAUAAAUCUUUGAAAACGUUUGAACUCGGUGCCAAAAUUUUAAAGUAAUUCUGAUGUAUUUCGCAUUGACAUAAGCAGCAUAAAAAUCUGUCUUUUAUGCACUAAUUGAAAUUCUUGAGAAAACUUGUUUUAAAAAGUUAUUUGAAAUAAAGGCACCACUAACCGGUGUGUUUACAUCCGUAACGUUUAAUUGUGAACCACACACAGUCACGUGAUCCUUCACUCUGAAUAUGCAAACACGGAACAUCUGUAGGAUGUCUAGAUCAUAAUUAACGUCAUGUUAGAUGCAUGACGUCAACCUUUAUUCAUUACCAUUACGUAAUUGAGUGUGUCAAAUGAUGCGUUAAUUUAAGGAUUUUCAAGUACAGUUUUAAGAACAGUGUAAUUUACUGUUUAACGUAAACUUAUUUAUGAAUCAUGCUUUUCGAGUAUUGUAAGAAUAUUGAUAAAAAUAUGUGCUACUAUGCAUACUUUU
Messenger RNA from Dreissena polymorpha, 2495 nucleotides. Its product is annotated as homeobox protein MOX-2-like. Gene Ontology annotation, biological process: positive regulation of transcription by RNA polymerase II. Lineage: Eukaryota; Metazoa; Mollusca; Bivalvia; Myida; Dreissenidae. The record is from RefSeq and is a predicted model, not a curated record. Gene Ontology annotation, molecular function: RNA polymerase II cis-regulatory region sequence-specific DNA binding; DNA-binding transcription factor activity, RNA polymerase II-specific. The coding region runs from base 265 to 1197 and encodes 310 amino acids. Gene Ontology annotation, cellular component: nucleus. The transcript has 3 exons.